AUGGUGGCCCGACUGCUAGGGCUGGCCUUCCUGCUUCUAGCUUCCAGCCGGGUCACCUCGAAGACGCUCGAGGUGAAGGUCAAUCCCGACUGGGAGGUUGUGUACCGGGACACCAGUGUGUCCGGGGUGGUGGGUAAGGCGGUGAUCCUGGAGUGCGGCGCCGGCCUACCGGACCUGUACAUCUGGAGCUUCACCAAACCCGGAACCGACGCCAUAAAGGCCGUGGUGUACAAUCUGGGGAAAGGAACGAGGAUCCAGCAGCUGGCCCAGACGCUCGGACGUCUCACGGUCAUCUCCAACAGCGCCGCCGUGAGCAUCGAGAAGCUGCCUCUGGCUGCACACGGCCUCUUCACCUGCCAGGCCUUCUACGACAUCGAGCACGAGCCCAAGGUCUUCUACUACUACGUGCACCUCACUGUCCGAGUCCCCGUCAGUAAGCCGUACCUCCUGAUGAGCGACGUGUCCCCGGUGGAGGGCUCCACCAUGUGGAUGCGCUGCAAGCUGGACAACGGGACCGGACCGAUCCGGUACGUGUGGCAGCACGAGACGCGCGGCGGCAACGUUUCCGCCUUCGCGAGCGGCAACACGAACGUGAUCAACGUGACCAACAUCAACCGCAACCACACGGGCUGGUACCGCUGCGUGGCCAGCAACGACGUCAACAGCGAGCGCUCCAACCGGCUGUGGCUGGACACCAUCUUUGGCCCGGACCUCCCCCAGAUAGACGUGACUCCGUACAGCAUCACAGAGCGGGGCUACUCGGCCCUGGAGAGAGAGACUGUUUCUUUACUGUGUCAAGCCCAGUCCAACCCGGCCAGUCAGUACGUCUGGUUCUACAACAACUCCCAGGUCUACACCGGGCCCCAGUUGACCAUCACCAAGAUCCUCCGCAUGCACACCGGCGAAUACGCCUGCUUGGCGCAGAACACGUACCUCAACACCCGCUCCAAAAAAACCAUCAGCCUGACUGUCUACUACCCCCCCGACGGCUCCCCCUCCUGCUCUGUGGAGCCGGCUCUGAAUCACACUUCUGUGAGGCUGCUCUGCUCCUGGCCCGGUGGGUUCCCCUCCCCCUCCCUCCGCUGGACCGGACCCCUAGCCAGAGCGGGACAAGAGCAGGCCGCCACAGGGCCGCAAGCGAAUCCACCGGCCGGCGCCGCCAUCUUGCUGCCACCCGGUGAACUGACCGCCAACAGCAGCUCGUUCACUUGCAUGGGCUCCCACGUGGCCCUCAAAGCAUCGACCCAGUGCAGCACGCGCACACACAUCCCCCCUGCAGAGCCGGUGUGUUUGGCCUACGUGACGAACAAUAAACAGUAUCUGAUGCUGUCCUGCUCCUGGGACGGCGGGGCCCCGAAGGCCUCGGUGUGGUGGGAGGGCCCCGGCGGCCAGGGCGAAGGCGGCGAAGCGAACUCCAACAUCCUGAUCCUUCGCUACGGCACCGCCCGCAACGGGAAGCCCUACACCUGCCACGCCAAGCAUCCGCACCUGGUCCAAACCAAGACCUGCCGGCUCACACUGGAGGCUCCUGUGUUGCUGACGCAGCGUCGAGUCGUGUCCGUGUACCAGGGCAGCGACGUGAAGCUCACCUGCAACCUGAGAGACAACUACCUGCCCGUCAGUGAGAUCACCUGGUUUAACAAUCAGGGCGUGGGCAUCCGAGACACCUCCAAGUACGCGCUGAUGCAAACGUCUGCGUGGGCCAAUCUGACCGUGAGAGACGCGGAUGAGACUCAGGACAGUGGCGAGUACCGGUGCUCCAGCUCCAACGCAGUGGGAGGAACGGAGAUCAACGUCACGUUGGUGGUGAAGAGACACCCCAUGCCACCCAAUGCCACCCUGAUCAACGUGAUGUACAACAGCCGACUGCGUGUGGAGGUGGAGCUGGAGUGGCAGGUCAGGAGACACACCGUAGGGAAACUGACGCCGACCGCCACGUACCUGUUCCGCGUCACGACCGCCAACCACCGCACCGUCGGCCAUCCCUCCGCCGCGAAGACUCCAGCGGAGCCGCGCUACAACGUGUUCCCGGCGGUGAUCGGAGCGGCGAUCGGCGGGAUGCUCCUCGCGGCCUUCCUCACGGCGCUGCUGCUCGUCUACAUCAUCCGCAACCGCAACAACACGCCGCGUGAGUCCCUCAGGCAGAACGACGGAGCCAUUGUCCCCUUGCAGCACAGCCAGUCGAGGGAAAACAUCAACUUUCCAGAGGAUGAAGUGGUCGGCAGGUCGGAGGGAACGGAGGAGAUCGGUGGCUCCUCCAGUUCAGCAUCGCCCCUCAGUGCCACCCGCACCGCCAGCCAAGCCCCGCCCCCUGGAGACGACAACGAGCCCGUCAGCGUCACGAUCACAGUCAACGCGACAGGACCAUAG
Messenger RNA from Pseudoliparis swirei, 2370 nucleotides. Its product is annotated as V-set and immunoglobulin domain-containing protein 10-like 2. NCBI's taxonomy places the organism in Eukaryota, Metazoa, Chordata, Actinopteri, Perciformes, Liparidae. The record is from RefSeq and is a predicted model, not a curated record. The coding region runs from base 1 to 2370 and encodes 789 amino acids. The transcript has 12 exons.